AUGGUGGAGAAAUCACAAGCACAAGGCACAACAUUUGUUCAUGCAGAUGCAUGCAACUUCAUGGAGGUGGUGCAACGUCUCACUGGUCCUAACAUAAAACAACAUCCUCCUCCUCCUCCACCGCCACCAACAUCGCUGAAGGAGAGUUCUCCAUCGUCUUCUUCAUGUUUGAAUGAAGCUGAAGAAGAGAAGGCAAUCAGGGAAAGGAGGUUUUAUCUUCAUCCUUCUCCAAGGUCUUUGUCUUCUAGGGUUUCAGACCCUGAGUUGUUGCCUUUGUUUCCACUCACUACUCCAAGGUCUCAAGGACCUUGA
Molecule: messenger RNA, 312 nt
Organism: Dioscorea cayenensis subsp. rotundata (Guinea yam)
Lineage: Eukaryota; Viridiplantae; Streptophyta; Magnoliopsida; Dioscoreales; Dioscoreaceae
Product: VQ motif-containing protein 31-like
Exons: 2
Coding region: 1-312 (103 amino acids)
Source: RefSeq, a predicted model, not a curated record